Molecule: messenger RNA, 1068 nt
Organism: Rhododendron vialii
Lineage: Eukaryota; Viridiplantae; Streptophyta; Magnoliopsida; Ericales; Ericaceae
Product: receptor-like protein EIX1
Exons: 4
Coding region: 1-1068 (355 amino acids)
Molecular function (GO): protein binding
Source: RefSeq, a predicted model, not a curated record
AUGAGGAAAGACUUGGAGACAACAAUAAUGUGGCCAUCCGAAAUCCUUCGUGAAUUCAAGUCAUUUGCAGUUUUUGGGGUUCUGUCAGAAUUGAACCUUUGUAAUAAUCUGUUGAGUGGGUCGUUCCCAAAAAACAUUGGAAACUAUCCGAGUCUUGUUGAUUUGGAUCUGUCGAGGAAUCAACUUACAGGAUCAGUCCCAGAUCUUUCAGUGUUUCCAUCAUUGCGAAGCUUAUUUCUUGAAAGCAACCAAUUGAAUGGGACUAUAGACAGAAACAUUGGACAGCUUUACGAACUUGAGGCUUUCUCCUGUGCUUUCAACUCAUUGAAAGGCAUAAUCUCUGAACCCCACUUCUCCAAUCUCUCCAGUUUGUCCGAUUUGGACUUUUCUUAUGAUGCACUAACUAUUAAUUUCAGUUUUGAUUGGGAUCUAUCGCCUAGUUUGAAUUUUCUAAAUCUCUCACAUAACCAGAUUGACGGCUUGUUGCCGGAUCUAUCUUUAAGUUUUCAGGAUAUUCCAGGAAUAGGAAUAGGAAUAGGAAUAGAUUUAAGUUAUAAUCUUCUUACUGGUCCAAUACCACUAGUUCCUCCGAGUGUAUCAUCUUUGAAUCUCUCCAAGAAUAAGUUUAGAGGCUCGCUUUCUUUCUUAUGCGCAAUAACUGGAGAGUGGCUCAAAUAUCUUGAUCUUUCAAAUAAUGGACUAUCAGGAGAGCUUCCAUAUUGUUUGUCCCGCUUCAAAAGAGUAUCUAUCAUUAGCUUGGCAACCAAUAAUUUGUACGGGGAAAUUCCGAGCUCCAUUGGCUCGCUAAGUCAAAUUCAAACAUUGAACUUGCGCAAUAACAAUUUGUCCGGGGAAGUGCCUUCUCUUAAGAGAUGCACAAUGCUGGGUAUUAUUGCCUUCAGAGGAAAUCGAUUCACAGGAAAAGUACCAACAUGGUUGGGGACACACCUAACAAGUUUGCUUGUCCUUAUUCUUCAAUCCGAUGAGUUUAAGGGAAGCAUGCCUCCGCAAAUAUGUCAUCUUAACAACAUUCAAAUCUUGGACUUAUCCCAUAAUCAUUUAUCAUGA